AUGCCGCCCAGGACGAGAGCGGGGGUUCAAAGCCAGCAACAGAAGGAAAAGCUUGCCAGCUCUUACAAUGAAUUGCUCAAGGAAUUCUCCUCCAAGGACCUCCGCAGCGUAGGGAACUACACGUUGGGCCGGCUGAUCGGGAAAGGCUCCUUCGGCAAAGUCUACCUGGCGUCGCACAAGCUCACCAAUGGCUCCAAGGUCGUGCUCAAGUCAUCCAGCAAGGAGGAUACCAAUCUCGUGCGCGAAAUCCACCAUCACCGCCAAUUCCGCCAUCCGCAUAUCGCCCGCCUGUACGAGGUCAUUGUCACUGAGAGCUUGGUCUGGCUGGUGCUCGAGUAUUGUCCUGGCGACGAACUCUACAACUACCUCCUCCGCCACGGCCCACUCCCGGUCGAGAAAGUGAAACGGAUCUUUACACAGCUGGUGGGAGCGGUGGCCUAUGUCCACAGUAAAUCAUGUGUGCAUCGGGAUCUCAAGCUGGAAAAUAUUCUCCUGGACAAGCAUGAGAGCGUCAAGUUGUGCGACUUUGGGUUCACGCGCGAGUAUGAAGGGAAGGCGAGCUAUCUCCAGACGUUCUGCGGCACCAUCUGCUACAGCGCGCCGGAGAUGCUCAAGGGAGAGAAAUAUGCAGGCGAGAAGGUGGACCUCCCCUUUGACGAGGAUGACGACCAAGUGACCAAAACCCGGAUCCUCUCGGAGGAACCGGUGUUCAAGGACGACAAGUUCCCGGAUGAUGCCAAGGCGUUGAUCAAUCUGCUCCUUUCCAAACGGCCGUUGAUCCGUCCCAGUUUAGAUGAGAUUCUAGCUCACCCGUUUCUCGCGGAGCACGCGGCGGAGCAGUUAGCCAUUCUGAAAAUCCCGCAAUCAUCCCCAUUCACCACACCAUUGGAGAAGACGACAUUGCAGCGAAUGAAAAGUGCCGGUGUCAACAUCGACGAGGUCAUUGAGAAUGUGUUGGCUCAGCGAUGCGAUCCGCUUGCUGGAUGGUGGGCACUGUUGAUUGAGAAGGAGCAGCGGAAGGAGGCCAAGAGAGAGCGCAGACGACGGGAACGGGAAGCCGACACGAAGAACCUCCGCCGUCUCAGUGCUGCAAGUAGCCGGUUCGAGAAACGGUCGUCAGCCCUGAUGGAUGUGGCCGAAGAAGGUCAAGAAGCAAACUCAAGCAGCAACCUCCAGGAACGCGGACGCCGAGACAGACGAAGCUUACCCUCUCAGCUGGCCGUUCCAGAACUUCCCGCGCUCCCUGAACCUCUACCAGAACCGAUGGAAUUACCACGGCCUGCGGAUGCCCAAUCUAUCAAGUCUGUUAACACACACGCAUCAAUACGACGACGCCCUGUUCCACCACCGAAAGACAAGCGACGAUCGCGAGGCAGCAUGCUUCCCGUCAGUGCCUCACAGCCGGAACUGGCGCAACAUGGGGGUAUCUUUCGACGUCGCACCAAGCGUCACCAAUAUCCGAUUAUUAGCCAGCUGGCCUCACUCAAACAUUGGUUCGUCGAGUCGGCCAAGAGGGCCAAGUCUCCGAAUGCAAAGGCGGUCUCCCGCAAAUUUAUGUCUGAGAAGAACAGCCCUGCAAAGAGCCAGGAUAGCGGAAAGAAUCCCGUCACGUCGUCUUCGGCUGGCGAAGCUACAGGAGAGGAGGUCGUGACUCCAACCCAGGCCAAACGGAUCUCCACGGCCAGCAGUCUUGCUCCCAGCAGCGCGUCAUACCGUCAGAACCGCAACUCUUAUGGGCGUCAAACGCGGGCAUUGAACACAGGGCACUCUAGCAAUCGCAACUCGCUUUCGCCCUCACCGAUCACGCCGCGGGGUUCAUACUACCGACAUUCAUCGACCGGGUUACGAGGUCGCAAAUCCACCUCGUCUUCAGUCUCCUCGAUCCGUAGUAUUCAUCACACUCGUGCCCACUCAAAAGCAUCAUCUCUCUCAUCCAACAGCUUAGAAACUGCACACACCCCAACCGGCAGGCUUUCCAAAUCUCCCCAUUCAUCCCUCAAGGUUCUGCCCACCACCCCAGGCCCUUCAGCUCGCUUCCCAAGCAAUAUCCGACUAGUACGAGGGUCUGGCGGGACGGCCCGGGAUUUUGAUGAUCGGGCCGCGGGACAGUCGGGAUCGGUCUUCAACGAGCCGGCACCUGCACCCAUGCUAUUUUCACCGUCUUCGAGCCUCGUCUUUGCUCGACGCAAACGGUCCGCGUUCAAAGGCCCCAUGCUUCACACGGCCAACCUGAUGGUAUCAGGCGGGAUGGGGACGGUCAGCUCGCCUCCCCCAGGCAAGCAACCAAACAACAGCGCUCUGGAUCUCGCAGCUGCACGACCCGGCACACGAAAGAGCCAGAUAAUCGAAGAGGAAGAGGACGGCGAGGAUAUGGAAGAAGAAGACAUUGAGGAAGUCGAUGAAUUUGACCCUGCCGAUGAGGUGAUUCCUGGUUCGCCGGCCGAAAUUAUCAAACCCCAGACUCCAAUCAUGGAUUACCCCGAGCAUGAGCAUGCCGUGGAGACCGGAUCUCCCUCCUCAACCCGCAAGCCGGCUCUUGCCCCUGCUCCCGACCUCGAAUCAAGCCCUCUGUGUCCUCCGCGGUCUUCGUCGCUUCGUGCACCGCGUCGUCCGGGAACCGCCACUACUGUUUCUGAAGAUGGCCUCGAGAGCAGCGAACCCGCUCCACAGGACAACGAUAAGGAGAACGCUGGUUCUGAAAAUGCUGCUGUUACUGCUGCUGUUGAUUAUGACGUUGCUGCUGCCAAACCAGCGACUUGA
Penicillium riverlandense is the source of this 2760-nucleotide messenger RNA. RefSeq names its product non-specific serine/threonine protein kinase. Gene Ontology annotation, molecular function: protein kinase activity; ATP binding. Gene Ontology annotation, cellular component: chromosome passenger complex; spindle pole centrosome; spindle midzone. The coding region runs from base 1 to 2760 and encodes 919 amino acids. The record is from RefSeq and is a predicted model, not a curated record. NCBI's taxonomy places the organism in Eukaryota, Fungi, Ascomycota, Eurotiomycetes, Eurotiales, Aspergillaceae. The transcript has 5 exons. Gene Ontology annotation, biological process: protein phosphorylation; regulation of cytokinesis; mitotic spindle organization.